This is a messenger RNA of Talpa occidentalis (Iberian mole), 4525 nucleotides long. RefSeq names its product lysine demethylase 4B (gene KDM4B). Gene Ontology annotation, biological process: chromatin remodeling. Gene Ontology annotation, molecular function: zinc ion binding; histone H3K9 demethylase activity. Gene Ontology annotation, cellular component: nucleus. Bases 164 to 3550 code for a protein of 1128 amino acids. The record is from RefSeq and is a predicted model, not a curated record. The transcript is spliced from 24 exons. Lineage: Eukaryota; Metazoa; Chordata; Mammalia; Eulipotyphla; Talpidae.
CGCCGCUGCUCCCGGACCGGGCCGCGCGCGCCGCCUCAGGAACUGUUUCAGUGGCUGGAAACUGAGAGAAAGCCUCAUCAAUUAGCAGAGCAUCUCUUAUCGUGGUCUCAGCUGUCCAGUCCCUACUGCAACUGCAAAGUGCUGCCUCUUCUCAGCUGCAGCCAUGGGGUCUGAGGAUCAUGGGGCCCAGAACCCGAGUUGUAAAAUCAUGACGUUUCGCCCAACCAUGGAAGAAUUUAAGGACUUCAACAAAUAUGUGGCCUAUAUCGAAUCCCAGGGUGCCCACCGGGCAGGCCUGGCCAAGAUCAUCCCCCCAAAGGAGUGGAAGCCACGGCAGACGUAUGAUGACAUCGAUGACGUGGUCAUACCAGCCCCCAUCCAACAGGUGGUGACAGGCCAGUCGGGCCUCUUCACACAGUACAACAUCCAGAAGAAGGCCAUGACUGUUGGGGAGUACCGCCGCCUAGCCAACAGCGAGAAGUACUGCACUCCACGGCACCAGGACUUCGAUGACCUGGAACGCAAGUACUGGAAGAACCUCACCUUCGUCUCCCCUAUCUACGGGGCUGACAUCAGCGGCUCUCUGUACGAUGAUGAUGUGGCCCAGUGGAACAUUGGGAACUUACGGACCAUCCUAGACAUGGUGGAACGAGAGUGUGGCACCAUCAUCGAGGGUGUCAAUACCCCCUACUUGUACUUUGGCAUGUGGAAGACCACCUUUGCCUGGCACACAGAGGACAUGGACCUGUAUAGCAUCAACUACCUGCAUUUUGGGGAGCCCAAGUCUUGGUACGCCAUCCCGCCAGAGCACGGCAAGCGCCUGGAGCGCCUGGCAAUCGGGUUCUUCCCUGGAAGCUCCCAGGGCUGUGAUGCCUUCCUGCGGCACAAGAUGACGCUCAUCUCCCCCAUCAUCCUCAAGAAGUAUGGCAUCCCGUUUAGCCGGAUCACGCAGGAAGCCGGGGAGUUCAUGAUCACAUUUCCCUAUGGCUACCACGCAGGAUUUAAUCACGGAUUCAAUUGUGCCGAGUCUACCAACUUUGCCACCCUGCGGUGGAUUGAUUAUGGCAAGGUGGCGACUCAGUGCACAUGCCGGAAGGACAUGGUCAAGAUCUCCAUGGACGUCUUUGUGCGCAUCUUGCAGCCAGAGCGCUACGAGCAAUGGAAGCAAGGCAAGGACCUCACCGUGCUUGACCACACCCGGCCCACAGCCCUGAGCAGCCCGGAGUUGAGCACUUGGAGCGCCUCCCGGGCCUCCCUCAAGGCCAAACUCCUCCGGAGACAAAUUAGUCUGAAAGAAAACAGACACUGGAAAAAGACUGAGGAGGAGAGAAAACCAAAUCUAGAAAGGAAGAAAGAGCAGACCAAAAAGCCGGGGCUGUCGUCUCAUCGGAAGCGGAGCCAGCCCAAGAAGCCCAAGCCUGAAGACCCCAAGUCCCCAGGGGAGGGGGCGGUGGGGGCAGCCCUCCUGGAGGAGUCUGGGUGCAGUGUGAAGGAGGAAGCUGCGCAGGAGGCUGACCCUGAGGAGGAGGAGGAGGAGGAGCCGCAGCAGCUGUCCCGGGGCCGGGAGGCCGAGGGUACUGAAGAUGAUGGGAGGGGCAAACUUCGGCCAGUGGCCAAGGCCAAGAGUGACCGGAAGAAGAAGAGCUGUAGCCCCCUGCACCCCCACCACCCUCUCCUGCCCCAGCUGCCAUCUCCCCCACCCACCCAGUUCCCUGCUGAAGAGGCACCUCAGCCAACACCCCCACUGGAGCCCUCCGUGCCGACCCCGGGCCCUGUGACCACUGAAGAGAGCCCCCCACCAGCGCCCCUCAACGUCGUGCCCCCUGAGGCUCCUGGGGAAGAGCAGGAGGUGAAACCACGUCCCAUCAUCCCCAUGCUGUACGUGGUGCCGCGGCCCAGCAAGGCUGUGUGUGACAAGGGCCGCGUGUCCUGCCAGCAGGCCUUUGAGCACUUUGUCCAGAAGGGCCCCACGUGGAAGGAGCAGGCGGCCCCCAUGGAGCUGACAGGUCCUGAGGAGGAGAGUGGACCACCUGGCGAGGUGCAGGCAGCAUCAACAUUUUCCAAAUUGAAGAUGGAGAUAAAGAAGAGCCGGCGCCACCCUCUGGGCAAGCCACCCACACGAUCCCCGCUAUCAGUAGUCAAGCAGGAGGCCUCAAGUGAUGAGGAAGCCUUCCCAUUCUCUGGGGAGGAGGACAUGAGUGACCCCGAGGCCUUGAAGUCUCUGCUCUCUCUGCAGUGGAAGAACAAGGCUGCUAGCUUCCAGGCUGAGAGGAAGUUCAACGCAGCAGCCGCCCUGACUGAACCCUACUGUGCCAUCUGCACCCUCUUCUACCCCUACAGCCAGUCCCUACAGACAGAAAAAGAGACUCCUCAGGCCUCUCUUGGGGAGGGCCCGUCAUCUGUGCCACCUUCCAAAAGUGGCCAGAAGACGAGGCCACUGAUCCCCGAGAUGUGCUUCACCUCCAGCGGCGAGAACACUGAACCGCUCCCUGCCAACUCCUCCAUCGGGGAGGAUGGGACCAGCCUGCUGAUCGCCUGUGCCAAGUGCUGUCUGCAGGUCCACGCCAGUUGCUACGGCAUCCGCCCCGAACUGGUCAGUGAGGACUGGACGUGUUCCCGGUGCACAGCCCACGCCUGGACUGCGGAGUGCUGCCUGUGUAACCUCAGGGGAGGAGCCCUACAGAUGACAACGGAUAGGAGGUGGAUCCAUGUGAUCUGCGCUAUCGCUGUCCCAGAAGUGCGAUUCCUGAAUGUGAUGGAGCGCCACCCUGUGGACAUCAGUGCCAUUCCAGAGCAGCGGUGGAAGCUGAAAUGUGUGUAUUGCCGGAAGCGGAUGAAGAAGGUGUCUGGCGCCUGCAUCCAGUGCUCCUGCGAGCACUGCUCCACCUCCUUCCACGUGACCUGUGCCCACGCUGCCGGGGUCCUCAUGGAGCCGGACGAUUGGCCCUACGUCGUCUCCAUCACCUGCUUCAAGCACAAGUCGGGGGGCCACUCCGUCCAGUUCCUUCGGGCCGUGUCCUUAGGCCAGGUGGUCAUCACCAAGAACCGCAACGGGCUCUACUACCGGUGCCGUGUCAUUGGCACCACCACGCAGACCUUCUAUGAAGUGAACUUUGACGAUGGGUCCUACAGCGACAACCUGUACCCAGAGAGCAUCACCAGCAGAGACUGCGCCCGCCUGGGGCCGCCGCCCGAGGGCGAGUUUGUGGAGCUGCGGUGGACCGACGGCAACAUCUACAAGGCCAAGUUCAUCUCCUCCGUGACCAGCCACAUCUACCAGGUGGAGUUUGAAGAUGGGUCCCAGCUGACAGUUAAGCGCAGCGACAUCUUUACCCUGGACGAGGAGCUCCCCAAGCGGGUCCGAUCACGGCUGUCAGUCAGCACGGGCGCCCCGCAAGAGAGCGUCUUCUCGGGAGAGGAAGUGAAGGCCGCCAAGCGCCCGAGGGUGGGCACCCCUCGCGCCGCAGAGGACUCGGGGCAGAACCCGGACUACCUGGCCUUCAUGGAGAGUCUGCUGCAGGCCCAGUGCCGGCCCGGAGCCCCCUUCUAGGACAGCCACCCGUCGGCCACCCUGGGCCCAGCAGGCAGGCGGCGGCCGGCCCUGGCGUUUGCUUGCUGUGAAUUCCGACCUCGCCUCCCGGCCUGGCCCGAGAGGCUACCUCCGCGCCUCAGGCGCCCUCUCUCUGCGACGGAGCAAGCAGGACGGCACGCGGCUCCGGCCCCCAGACUCAGGGAGCGGGGCCACAGGGCUCUGGGGCCUGGCCGGGGCCUGUGCCCCCCACUACUCAGAUUUGUAAACCAUGUAAGCUCUUCUUCUCGAAAAGGUGCUACUGCAUAGCCUGCCUCCCGAGCAGCCUCUGAGAUUGUGACUUCUGUACAUACAUCACCUUUGUGAGGUUCUUUCUAUAAAUACCUAUUGUUUUAAAAAAAAAAAAAGUGAGAAAAAGAAGGAAAGGAAAAAAAUCCCCAAAGUUGUUUUCUAGAUUUGUGGCUUUAAAAACAAAACCGUUCCUUUUCUCCGAAUCCAGGAUACACUGAGGGAGAUACAAGCAUCUCAUUGGGAUUUUUGUUGUGGUUUUAAAAUCUUGUUUGUCUGUGAGCGGGCAGGGGAGUUCGCCGCGGCUGGAGGCGCCGGGAAGCCAGGGCAGGACACCCGGGGUCAGGGACGCCUGCCCCGGACUGGCUGAAGGCCCCGGUAACUGGCACCGCUUCGUGGGCGGCUGCCAGCUCACCCCGGCCCUCUCUGCCCGAGAGGAGGCGGCGGCAGACCCUUUGUUGCCGUCCUGGCCAGGGCGUCCAGGAGCCUCCCUCCUGUCUGCACACAUCUUGACAAAAUAAACACUUUUUCUGGUUUUCUCCAUCUUUGCUUCUUCCCCCACGAGAAUCAUUCCACCCGCGAGGCCUCGGUGCCAGCAGGCUUCCUCCAGCGGGAGACCCUGGCACCGCCCAGGCCUCUCGGGCCCGCUCAGGCCCCAGCCUGGCUUCUCCACUCAGUGUGCGUGACGUCCCGCCCCUGGGACCGGCG